UUUCUCUCUCUACCGUUCUCUUAUAACACUCGGUCACGCCAUUUCCCUCCCCCCAUUUCAUGUCCACCAGUGGAGAAAGCAUGGUGGCCCUCUUCCUCCUCCUCCUCGUCCUCUCCACUCUCCACCACCACCCCAUCUCUGCAAAAUCUUCUCACUCCAACGAAUACCGCUACCUUCUCUCUCUAAAAGCCGCCAUUAUCGACCCCGACAAUUCUCUCCAGAGCUGGAACUCCUCCACAGACUAUUGCUCAUGGAGUGGCGUAGCAUGCGACGCAUCAUCGAACCAUGUCGUCUCUCUAGACCUCUCGGCCCGAAACCUGAACGGGACCCUCGCCCCCGAAAUCGGGCGGCUGAGAAGCCUCGUGAACAUCACAGUUGCAGAGAACCAGUUCGCCGGUGGGAUACCGCUGGAGAUAUCCCAGAUCAACGGCCUCAAGCUUCUCAACCUCUCUAACAACUACUUUAGUGCCAAUUUUCCUGCAAAUUUCUCCGGGCUCAAGAACCUCGAGGUAUUGGACCUCUAUAACAAUAAUCUCACUGGCCCUUUACCACUGGAGGUUACAGAGAUGGAAGCGCUUAGGCACCUUCAUUUAGGUGGUAACUUUUUCACUGGUACAAUACCACCUGAAUAUGGAAAAUGGGGGUUUAUCGAGUAUUUAGCAGUCUCUGGUAAUGAGCUUACUGGUAAAAUACCUGGUGAGCUUGGAAACUUGACAAAACUCCAGCAACUCUAUCUUGGCUACUAUAACAUUUAUGAAGGUGGCAUACCUCCCGAGCUCGGGAACUUAUCAGCGCUUGUGAGGUUGGAUAUGGCGAACUGCGCGCUCUCUGGUUCGAUUCCACCAGAGUUUAGAAAGUUGCAGAAGCUCGACACCCUGUUUUUGCAGGUUAAUGGGCUCUCUGGUCCAAUUACGCCAGAGCUUGGAAGCUUGAAGAGCUUGAAAUCCAUGGAUCUGAGCAAUAACAUGCUUGAUGGACAGAUCCCUGUGGAGUUUUCGGAGCUUAAGAACCUGACCCUUUUGAAUCUCUUCCGAAAUCGGCUUCAUGGCUCAAUCCCUGGUUUUAUUGGGGAUUUGCCUGAGCUCCAGGUCCUUCAGUUGUGGGAGAACAAUUUUACAGGGAGUGUUCCUCAACAGCUUGGAAUGAAUGGUAAUCUCAUUCUUUUGGAUAUCUCAUCGAACAAGCUCACUGGUUCAGUUCCGCCUCAGCUUUGCUAUGGUGGAAAGCUUACCACUCUGAUAACCCUAGACAACUUCUUGUUCGGUCCGAUACCAGAGUCCCUCGGUGAAUGUGUUUCUCUCGCUAGAAUUAGAAUGGGAGAGAAUUACUUGAAUGGUUCGAUCCCAAAAGGUUUGCUCUCUCUCCCAAAUCUUGUUCAGGUCGAGCUCCAAGCUAACUAUCUCACUGGAAAUUUGCCAGAUUCAGGUAAAGCCUCUGAAAAUUUAGGUCAGUUGAGUCUGUCGAAUAAUCGGCUUUCUGGCCAACUUCCUGCAAGUAUUGGCAAAUUUUCCAGCCUCCAAAAGCUUCUUUUGGAUGGAAAUGGAUUUUCUGGCCAAAUCCCUCCCGAUAUUGGUAAACUACAGCAACUUUCGAAGCUCGAUUUCAGCGACAACAAGUUUUCUGGUGAGAUUUCGCCAGAGAUCACCAACUGUAAGCUGCUCACAGUCGUUGAUCUCAGUGGAAACGAGCUUAAUGGAACGAUACCCUCUGAGAUCACGAAGAUGAGGAUUCUCAACUACUUGAACCUGUCGAGAAACCAUUUGAUGGGUGGCAUUCCACCUUCCAUUCAAACAAUGCAGAGCUUGACUUCAGUUGAUUUUAGCUAUAACAAUCUCUCUGGUUUGGUUCCUGGUUCAGGUCAGUUCACCUACUUUAAUGCCUCUUCUUUUGUGGGGAACCCAGGCCUUUGCGGCCCUUAUCUCGGUCCCUGUAAAUUUGGUUUAUCCCCUUCUUCUCAAACUAAAGCAAGGGGCCCUCUCUCUUCAACCACCAAACUCCUGCUCGUGAUAGGCCUCCUUGUUUGCUCGAUCGCCUUCGCAAUAGCUGCCAUUAUCAAAGCUCGAUCUCUCAAAAAGGCCAAUGAUGCCAGAGCUUGGAAACUCACUGCCUUUCAGAGAUUGGAUUUCACGUGUGAUGAUGUUCUUGAUUGCUUAAAAGAGGAGAACAUUAUAGGGAAAGGUGGAGCUGGGGUUGUGUAUAAAGGAUCAAUGCCUGGUGGCGAACAAGUUGCAGUGAAGAGAUUGCUUGGAAUGGGGCGUGGGUCUACCCAUGACCAUGGUUUUUCAGCUGAGAUUCAAACGCUCGGGAGAAUAAGGCACCGGCACAUCGUUAGAUUACUCGGGUUUUGCUCAAACCAAGAGGCUAAUCUUUUGGUCUAUGAAUACAUGCCUAACGGGAGUUUAGGAGAGGUUUUGCACGGAAAGAAAGGUGGGCAUUUGCAUUGGGAUACUAGGUAUAAGAUUGCAGUGGAAGCAGCCAAAGGGCUAUGUUAUCUACACCAUGAUUGUUCGCCCCUCAUACUUCAUCGUGACGUGAAAUCGAACAACAUAUUGCUUGAUUCAAGUUUUGAGGCCCAUGUUGCAGAUUUUGGGUUGGCAAAGUUUUUGCAGGAUUCAGGAACCUCAGAGUGUAUGUCCGCCAUUGCUGGCUCCUAUGGUUACAUCGCCCCAGAGUAUGCAUACACGCUAAAGGUUGAUGAGAAAAGCGAUGUAUACAGUUUCGGGGUGGUUCUCCUAGAGUUGAUUACCGGGCGAAAGCCUGUGGGUGAAUUCGGUGACGGUGUCGACAUUGUUCAGUGGGUGCGUAAAAUGACUGAUUCAAAGAAAGAAGGGGUCCUCAACAUUCUCGACCCAAGACUACCCACUGUUCCACUCCAUGAGGCAAUGCACGUCUUCUAUGUCGCAAUGCUUUGUGUUGAGGAGCAAAGUGUUGAGAGGCCGACUAUGAGAGAGGUUGUUCAAAUUCUCACCGAUCUCCCCAAGCCUCCAGAGCAACCGAGCCCUACAACGCAAAAGCAUGGUGGCAUAGGUGGUGGGGAUGCCUCUCCAGAGCCGAACGGGCCGAAUGUUGGCGUUAAAGAACAGCAGGGCCAGUUGCCUCCUCAGUCUCCUCCACCUGAUCUUCUUAGUAUCUAAGCAUAGUAAACCAGGGUCUCUUACCGAGAAAAAAGGAAAUGUCUCAGUUCACACACUAUCUCCCUAUCUGUUUCUCUCUAAUCAUUCCAGUGGGGUUUGUGUGAUGUUUGUAGCCCAAUUUCCUAAUCAGUUUACUUCUCUCACUUCAUCUUUUCAUUGGGGUUUGUUCACUGUUCUCCCCAAAUUUUUAUUGAUUCUCUCUCUCUUCUUCUUUGCAAUGGGAUAUAGUAGUCCCUCUGUUCCUGCUCUCUUAUCUUUCUCUCUUGUCUGCAAUGGGAUGUAGUACUUCCCCUGUUCGUGCUUGUGAACUCUCUUUCCAUUUCUUUUCUCGUCUCUUCAAUGGGGUCUAAUACUUUCUUGCGGUGUCACUCUCUUACGUCUAUUGGGUGGGUUUUCAAGAAUUUGGCGAUAAGAAAUGGAGUGGAUUUUACUGAUCAUUUGGUUGAUUUCCUGUACAGAGGACUUGCUUUUGGGUUUCUUUUUUGUUUUUGUUAUUGGGAAAAUGUCACAGCAAAUGCACCAGGCCCAGUCAUUUAAAUGUGUAGGGUUUUGUAGGAGUUAUCAUUUAUGAAAGAGAAGACUUUCCUUUUCUUUA
Molecule: messenger RNA, 3729 nt
Organism: Amborella trichopoda
Lineage: Eukaryota; Viridiplantae; Streptophyta; Magnoliopsida; Amborellales; Amborellaceae
Biological process (GO): protein phosphorylation
Molecular function (GO): ATP binding; receptor serine/threonine kinase binding; protein kinase activity
Source: RefSeq, a predicted model, not a curated record